Messenger RNA from Atta colombica, 714 nucleotides. RefSeq lists its product as uncharacterized. The record is from RefSeq and is a predicted model, not a curated record. The transcript has 4 exons. Bases 1 to 714 code for a protein of 237 amino acids. Lineage: Eukaryota; Metazoa; Arthropoda; Insecta; Hymenoptera; Formicidae.
AUGACGUCGGCUAUCGAAAUUUUUCAUCACGUGCAUCACUAUAUAAAUCGACGUGCGCGAGAAAAGGACGAUACGAUCCCAAUGUUACCAGAGGAAAGAAAUCCUAUUUUCUUCGUAUAUCCCAUUUGCAUGCUACUGAGCUUUGUUCUUAUAAUCCUCUGGCUUGUUAAAAAAAUAGUUACCGACAGGCCUAUGAUACCUCUCACAAUAUGCGUAGCAGGAGCUAUUCUGAUGCUUGUGACAGGAAUAAUGGAGAUGAAACAUGCCGAUACAUACAUCGAUGUUAUUGAAUUUACUGACGAAGAAAUACUGGAGCAUCCUAUCUUUAUUCACAACUUUGUAAUGUGCACAUUGUCGAUAUUCGUUAUGAUUCUGUACCUAAUUCAAGCGUGGGUUCUUUUCGACCAAUGGCAGUGGAUUCGAAAGGAACAAGAUACAAGUAUAUCAGAGCGAAGUUCUGAGUCUAGUAUAGAUACCGACGAAAGUGAUUAUUCUACAGAAAAAAAGAUCGAACAUGAUGCUAGAAAGCAGAUUGGUGAACUGCUACCAAUUCCUGCUUUGGAAGAAUUGAUCGCCUUCACUACGAUCUCCGAUAAAGAUGAUAUGGAUGACGAACCGAUACUUUAUUGCUGUUUCGUCGACUGGUACAAUUAUGUUAAAAUGAAAAUGGAAAGCAAACCAAAACAUGAGUUUCAAGUAAUCCAUGUCAUGUGA